AUGGGAAAUCUUGACGACGAACUAGCACUUUUUGAAAGUGAAAUCGCUGCGAUUGAACAAUCGGUACCAAAUGUGGAGACUUCUAUUGGAUAUGAGAAGGCUACGGGUGGCGCUCCCACUUCAGAAGAGCCCAAACCGUCAAAAAAGGUUCUUCCAACAGCACCGAUGGCACCACCAUUGAUUCCACCGUCUUAUGCUUCGCCAUUCAUUGCCAAUACUCUUGGUAAGCCACUCUUGAUGCCGCCAGUACUCAUGACUCCGCAAAUUCGUCCACACGUUCCGCCUCCCGUUAUCAGUCAAUCGGAUGCUACAGCUACUAUCGAAGGAGCACCGGCGAUUUACGAUACACCAGCUAUUAACUCGAUUCCACCAGAGUUGUGUCGAACUCAAGCGCUUCCAUCGGAUAUUGAGAAAAUGCAUUUCAAAAGGCAGACAGAUCCUCUGAAGAAGAGAAUCAAGGAGCAGCAGUCGAAGAAAAAAUACGUAAGAAGUGGUGGCGGUCAAGUUUGGGAAGAUUCUUCGUUGGCCGAAUGGGAUGAAAACGAUUUUCGAAUUUUCUGCGGUGAUUUAGGAAAUGAGGUUUCCGAUGAGCUUCUCGCUAAAGCAUUCAGAAAGUAUCCGAGCUUCCAAAAAGCAAAAGUUGUCAGAGAGUCUCGCUCGAACAAAAGCAAAGGAUAUGGCUUUGUGUCAUUCCGCGAUUCUGAUGACUAUGUGCGGGCUAUGCGUGAGAUGGAUGGCAAGUACGUUGGAAAUCGUCCGAUAAAACUGCGAAAGUCGACAUGGAAGGAGCGCAACAUUGAUGUUAUCAAAAAGAAGCAACAAAAGAAGAGGGAGCUCGGAAUUAUCAUCUAA
This is a messenger RNA of Caenorhabditis bovis, 852 nucleotides long. The record is from the annotation of a GenBank genome assembly. Lineage: Eukaryota; Metazoa; Nematoda; Chromadorea; Rhabditida; Rhabditidae.